AUUGGGCUCUACUUGGAAAGGACAAAAACCCUCCUUGGGCCUUGGGCAUUCGGCCCUUGGCAUUACUACCCAGCAGGAAAUUUAUUUUCAGACGCCAGAAGUGAUCCGAACCAAACGACUGAAUAACGAAGAUAGGCCGAAGAAAAAACACAAGGAAGCUGCCGAACUGCCACGUGGAAAGGAGCCUAAAGUGGAAAUGGAAACAGUAGUGUGUGCCAGAAAUGGAAACAGAGGUGAAGCAGUCGCUGGCGAGAAGGGAGACUUUGAGCUUCGCCGGUUGGAAGAUGGAUAAUGACUCCACCGCCCGUCUUGUCCGCCAUGCUUACAGCCUCAAAGAAGUCAAUUAAGGUGUGUGAGCAACUUGACAUCAACUUCCUUACGGGGCAUGACAGGGAUCACAUACAAAGGUGUUGUUCAAUUGGUAUAUGGUGCUGUUUUACUUCAGAACACGCAGAAUUUGUUAACAGCAUCUUAUGCGUUCGAUUUCAAGAGCUAAUUCCUUGAAACACCUGAAUGUUGGGGGUACAUUUAUCACAGAUGAAUCAUUACAGGCCAUUGCAGAUUGCUGUCCACUUCUAAAGGCAAGUUCUCUGUAAAUGCACCCCUUUUGCUGAAAUAGUGUUCUUUCUCGCCUUUACACUUUGAUUCUUAAAUAAGCCAAAAUUUCCAGU
Rubroshorea leprosula is the source of this 671-nucleotide messenger RNA. NCBI's taxonomy places the organism in Eukaryota, Viridiplantae, Streptophyta, Magnoliopsida, Malvales, Dipterocarpaceae. The record is from the annotation of a GenBank genome assembly.